Molecule: messenger RNA, 1181 nt
Organism: Ziziphus jujuba (common jujube)
Lineage: Eukaryota; Viridiplantae; Streptophyta; Magnoliopsida; Rosales; Rhamnaceae
Product: small ribosomal subunit protein eS1
Exons: 7
Coding region: 124-909 (261 amino acids)
Biological process (GO): translation
Cellular component (GO): ribosome; cytosol
Molecular function (GO): structural constituent of ribosome
Source: RefSeq, a predicted model, not a curated record
AUGAUCGGGUCGAUCCAAGACCUAUAUAAACCCACCAACAGAAAAUAGGACUAGGGUUUUGCGCUAUCUAAAGGGUUUGAUUUUGAGGCCGUGUUCGCGCUCUUUCCAGUUCCUCCGUCAACCAUGGCUGUUGGAAAGAACAAGAGAAUUUCGAAGGGAAAGAAGGGAAGCAAGAAGAAGACGGCUGACCCUUUUGCAAAGAAGGACUGGUAUGAUAUCAAGACUCCCUCAGUGUUCAAUGUCAGGAAUGUGGGCAAGACCCUCGUUACUCGUACUCAGGGUACCAAGAUUGCUUCAGAAGGACUUAAACAUCGAGUUUUUGAGAUAUCACUGGCUGACCUUCAAGAUGACGAGGAGCAUGCCUACAGAAAGAUCAGGUUGAGAGCUGAAGAUGUUCAGGGGAAAAAUGUUCUCACCAAUUUCUGGGGAAUGGAUUUUACAACAGACAAGUUGAGAUCUUUGGUGAGAAAAUGGCAAACAUUAAUUGAAGCUUAUGUGGAUGUGAAGACUACAGACAAUUACACUUUGAGGUUGUUCUGUAUUGGAUUCACAAGGAGACGUCCAAACCAAAUCAAGAGAACCUGCUAUGCACAAUCCAGCCAGAUUAGACAGAUCCGUCGCAAGAUGAUAGAGAUCAUGGUAAACCAGGCAAGUUCAUGUGACUUGAAGGAAUUGGUCCAAAAAUUCAUCCCAGAGAUGAUUGGCAAAGAGAUUGAGAAGGCAACAAAAAGCAUUUUUCCUUUGCAAAAUGUUUUCAUUAGGAAAGUCAAGAUCUUGAAGGCCCCCAAGUUCGAUCUUGGGAAGUUGAUGGAGGUUCAUGGUGAUUAUUCAGAAGAUAUUGGCACAAAGAUUGAGAGACCGGCUGACGAACCAUUUGAGGAGGGACACACUGAAGUUGUCGGAGCUUAAAUAGAAGGAUUCUUUGGAUUUUCCUUUUUUAUUUCUCAUUUUAUCAAGGAAUUGUGUUUUUAUUUUUUGUGGACAGGAAUAGCUUAUCAUUUCUACUUUCUUUUAGUGGAGGGAAUCGGAGAGGUUUAGAUAGUUCAAUUUUGUGAGUAGGUAUACUACUAAUUCUUUUUAACAUACUCAUUGGUUUUUUUCUUUUUUUGUCGAAUUACAUACUCAUGGGUUAAUUAAAUUUUUUUUCCCCAAUUUUUCAAAUACACAGAUUUCUUGUAUUA